GGCAGGAAAUACUUGAGUUUCGAGCGAUUUGGUAAUUGAAAAAAAAAAGAAAAUAAAAGUUGGUUUUCCUGGAAAACUCGAAUACAACGCGCACGUGUUCUGCUCGGGGGAAGAUGGUAGGCUUGCGGGGCGGAAAGGGCGGGGAAGGUCGGAGCGGAAUCGCGAUUGACAGGUGCGGAACUGUGGCGCAGCGUCGGUGCGCGGUAGGAGGUGACGUGGCACAGUCUAGUCACGCACUGCGGAACACCCACCAGUCGGAGCAGGCAGCGAUGGAGAGGUCUGGCCGAGUUGAGCUGCAGCAACGGAACCAAGAGGUGUUUGUCUUUGGCUCGUUCACAGAAGCUGAGUUGUUGCAUUUCCAGUCUCUUGCGCUGGGGGAGAAAGGGGCCGGGUCCAAGCGUGCUUCUGUUGGACAGAGUACUGAGAGUUUGAAGCAACUGACAGUCCAGGGAAGCCAUCUGGCUGAGCAUUCUGAACAGCAGGCUGAAGGAGAUCUCAAGUCAAAUCAAAGCCAUCGCAUUGAAAUCUCACGGGUGGAGAGGGAGGCAAAUCAAUGGGAUAAACAGUUAUGGCCUCCCGAAAAGAGUCAAGGCAUAGGACAGCCGCCAGAUCAUGCCAAUGCAGCGAAGCAUGGACAAGUGGACUUGCAGCAGAGCACGCAGUCUGUGCAGUCAGUAUCCGAAGACCAAGCAAGGGAAGUGGCAUGGAGCAUGCCUCCAGAAUGCACUCCAAAACAAAAGGUGGAGCAAAAGGAAAUUCAUCAGGACCCUGCUGCAAAAGAUUUAUUGAAGGAAGCUCCAAAAGGAGACCCUGGAAAGCCUCAGGGAAGCCUUUUAGUGGAGAAUAUGCAGCCUCAGACACUGCCACAGCGUGAGCCAGACCGCCACCAAGUGCAGAGAUUGGUUCAUUCAUCUCCGUCUCAGCAAGGUGUACAGGUGUCCUCUAGAGGACAACUGCAGCAUUGUGAAGUUGAUAGUCCAACGAAACAGGAGGGUGUGCAGCGUAUGCAGCCGGUGGCUCAACAAGCCUUUCAUCAGUUUCCGUCAGCAGGUGCUCAACAGACGCAUUUGUACCCAUCUCACCCUGUGCAUCCGCCACAAGCUCCCACGGUUCAUCUCCUCCCUGGAGUACCUGUGGUGUUUGGUACUGGAGAGGUUAUUGUGAAACGGGACAUGAUACCUAAGGGUGUCGCAACAAAUGGAACUGGUAUGGCGCCAUAUUUUGGGGAGGUUCCACGAUCUUCCACUGCAGUGGUUGCAGCCAUACCAUCAGCUAUGCCCGCUGCCACAGUGCCAGUUCUCAGGAAUGGAUUGGGUCUGGGAUCAGGUGAGGCGACACUGGGUGCUGUGAGUGGGAGUGUGGUUCGACGUGACCCAUCAAUGUCAACAGCAGUCGUUCCAAGUGGAAGUGUCUCCAUCACAGCAGCCCCUGCACUAGCAACAUCGGCAACUGCUGUAGGUACUUCUGAAGGUGGACUGGCUGGCAUAGGGAGGCCUGGAGCUAUGUCGUUGGCCCCGAAUGUAGCUGUUGUUGGUGUGUGGAGGGGCGCCAGUGCACCAGUCAAUGGAGCUCCUGGCCGUGUUGUUGGAGGGGGACAUCCCUCUACAGUGAUUGGUGCUGGGGCCCACACUUGCAUCCCAACCGGGACCCAUCCUACUGCUGUAGUAGGAGCUCCACAUACAACACCUGCCAUACCAAGGAUGCACCCCACGAUAAUUGGUGCAACAACGGCUCAUGCUCCUGCCGCGGUAGGCCCCCCUCUACCCCCUUCUACAGGCGGGCCCCAUCCCGCACCGGUUAUUGUUGCGGCCAGGAGCCUUCCUUCAGUCAUUGGAGGUGGCCAUUCGCAUCCAAUUGUUGGUGGUUCUCCAAUCGUUCUGAACAGCCAGCCACCAAUACCUGCAUUAGCGCGGGCUGUGGCAACACCGGCUGUCUCUACAGCAUGGGCGGUGGGAGGCACAACUGUUGCACCAGCAACACCACCACCUCCAAGUGGCUUUGUGUGGAAUGAUACUGUGCCUCUCAUAGAACAUUCACCGUUUGCCGUCAUUCAGCCCACGAGUGGGCCUCCUGCAGCUUUUCCCUGGACAGGUACCAGUCUGCAUGCUCCGAUGAUUGCAAGUCAGUCAAGGUCAUAUCUUUCUGCAGGUAGUGGUGCAAACCAGCCGACCUUCGUUCCAUCAGCUCCGACUCCCCCAGCUAAUGGCCCUUCGGCUGCUCCUGUAACGUUCGGAUGGCCAUCAACAGCCGGGGCAGGACUUGCUCCAGUAAGCCCUCCUUUGUUGGUGCCUAGUGUUGGGACGAACUCUGUGCCGUGGGUGACUGCAGUUCUGACUCCACCAAACAAAUCUCCUGUGGUUUCCCUUAGGACUGGCAAUGUCCCAAAAGUGGUGGUUGCCUCAAGUGCCGCUGUGCCGAACAGGCAGGAUAGUGGAAAAGCAAUUCGGGGUCCCCCGGGUGUGACGCUGUGGCCUGUGACACCUGUCAAGAAAUCACAGGCAGGCAGUUCGGAAAGAGAGGCUGAGGCAGCGGCUGUGGGAGAGGUGGUCAGGACUGACGGCCAUUAUCUGGAAACGAUUUGUUUUGAUGCUGCAAAAGUUGAGGUGCCAACGGCUACUGAGCCCAGGACCACAGACAUAACUUCGGGUGGAUGUUCAGUGGCUAUACAGUCUUCAGUAGAGCUUGGUGCUGUAGAUGGCAAAGGGCAAGUAGCUAGUUUAGGCUCCGAUGUUGUGAAAGGCAGUUCCAGUGUUAUACCAUGCAGGGGUCCUGAUCCAAGGCCCGUGGUCUCUGAAUCUGCUGAAUGCUUCUCUGGAGGUGAAUUGAUCUCGAAUUCAGAGAGUGCAAGUGAGAGGGCGUUGGUCGAGGUCUGUGAGCUGAACAACUCGCAUGCUAGCACAAAUGGUGCUGAUGUAGUGUCAUCGGAAACUCUGGGGACAGGUAACAGCAGUGCAGGCACACCUGGGAGCAGCGCUGCAGAGUCUGAAAAGACUGGGGACAUGAGUGGGGUGCAUACAAGCGGUGUUGGAGAGGUAGACACCCCUGCAAGCGCGCCACCAAAUCCAGGCUCUUCCACAAUUCCACGAGCAGAGGCAAAUGGGGAGUGCAAGGAGCCAAGAGCAGCCGAUUGGUCGUCUAACUCUGCUGCCAAGUCGAAAUCAUGGGCAGCACUUGUGGGUGUGCCACCUUCAGAAGAUGGAUACAUAGAAGAGGUCCGUGCAAAUGUGUCAGUAAGGGGGGUAGGUGCAGGAUCUGGUAAAGCAGGAAUGAUGUCAAUGGCCUCUAAAUCUCAGGUUGGAGGAGUGGCCGUGUCAGGCAAGGGGAAUGGAAGAAUUGCUGAAGAGGGUACAAGGGUGACAGCCAUGGUACAUCAGGAGCAACCAGCAGUUUAUGGCAGCGUGUGGCUGAAGUCGCUUCGGGAGUUUGAGCAGGGCAAAAGAGUGCAGCCAAUACCACGUGGGUUGAUGAACACUGGGAACUCUUGCUUCCUCAAUUCCACUCUCCAAGCAUUGUUGUCGUGCUCUCCAUUCUUCCAUCUCAUUCGUGUACUUGCCACUCAGAAGAUCCCCACUGAUGGAAAAUUCCCGGUGUUGAAGGCCUUUGUUGAUUUUCUUGCUGAAUUCCAACUCCCGCAGCAGGGAGAGGUCAUGGUCUCAAAGGAUGGUGCCAGGGACGUGAAUGGCUUUGACAAGUAUGGUAAUCGCACUUCUACUAUCGACGUUGGAAGGCCAUUUGUUCCAGCAAUGUUUGAGAAUGUGCUGAUGCGUUUCAGUCCCAACCAGCGAGCUCGUGGGCCAGGUCGAACAAGACAGGAGGAUGCUCAAGAGUUUCUGAGCUAUUGUCUUGAUUGUCUGCAUCAAGAAUUGUUGAUGCUGCAAGAGGAGGAAGAGGGCAGUGGCUCCACUGUAGGAAGAGAUGGUGCAGGUGCUGUUCGUGCUGCAAGGCAAUCUAGUGCGUCAUCUGAGGUUAUUGCUGGAAUGCACGAUGAAGACGAAUGGGAGACGGUUGGACCCAAGAACAGAACUGCUGUGACCCGUACUCACGAAUUUCCAGAGACUGCGUUGAGCAGCAUUUUUGGUGGUCAGCUGAGGAGUGAAGUGAGAACUCAAGGUAGCAAGCCAUCAGCGACCGUUCAGCCGUUUAUGCUGCUUCAGCUGGAUAUCAUGCCUGAAUCUGUAAAAACUGUCGAAGAUGCGCUGCACCAUUUUACAGCACGCGAAACACUCGACGGAUACAAAACCAAGGGCAGGGCAGAGGUUCCAGCCUCGAAGUCUGUGAGAAUACUGCAGCUUCCCAGAGUUCUUGUGCUUCAUUUGAAGAGGUUUAGCUAUGAUGCCCAGGGAGUGGGGAAAGUGCAUAAGAUGGUCAGGUUUCCACUGAACCUCACUCUCCACCGUGAUCUGCUGGUGCCCUCGUCAGUAACCGUGGGCACAGGUGGCAUUUCUGGUUCCCAUCGGGAGGUACGGCAGUAUGAGCUGGUUUCCAUUGUGUCUCAUCAUGGGAAGGACGCAGCUACUGGGCACUACACAACAGAUGCAAAGCAGGGUGAUAAUCGAUGGCUACGAUUUGAUGAUUGUCAUGUGACAAGUGUUCCCCAGCAUCGGGUACUGGAUAAUGACGAGGCUUACCUACUUGUUUACAAGCGGUGGUCUAUGCUUUGAUGAUCCAGUCGGUAUGGGGAGUAGUAUAUGCAGCGCAUAACGUUGGCUCAGGUUGUUGUCUAGGUGCAAUGGGGCAGAGCUGCCAUGCAUUGCAACUAGCUUUUCAUGCAGUGUCCGUUGCCUUCAGCUCCUGUGAGUAUUGCCAGGAGCUUGCAUCCCAAUGUCCUUGGGGGUUAGAGUGAUGUGCAUUUGGCAGCUGGAAUAUAAUUGCCAGCACAGGAUCAAUGCCCGAGGACCUCAGGCAUUUGGCAGCUUGGAGUCAAUAAUAUUGAGAGUUUUCAAGGAUGGUAAGUUGCAAUGCAGGUGAGUCGUGACAUGAAUGUUCGAUGUUUCCUUGCCUUGCCUUUACAAGCAUGCUUGCACUAAGUUUGCAGGAUAUGGUCAGGAGUUGGGUGUCUUCGGGCAGGAAUUGUUGUGGGUCAGGAAGAGGCCAGCAGUGGUGGCCAUGUUUCUAAAGCUUUCUGGUAUCUCGCGUGACAAAGAGUUUGUGAGAACAGGAGAGCGGUUGUUAUGUCAUCUUGUCGAAGGUUCAAUCCUGGUUGGUGGAGAGCGCUGUGCGAACAGGUGAGUUCGAGUGGUAGUUUUGCUUGUUGGCGUAAUGGAAAUAGAGUGCUAAUUGGUUGGUUGAAUUUUGGAGGCAUCAAUACAUUGUUGUCUGCUGAUGUCAACACAACGCCCGUCCCGUCCUUGUGCUGCCCUUUUGGCAUGCUGCAGAAGUGUAGGCAAGGGAGUUUUCUUUUUUACAUGCAAAGGGCUAUGUGAGUCUGUGGAUUACUCUGCUGCCUAGAAUACUCGAAUUGGUUCAACUGGCCUUUUCACAGGCAGUUUUUCGAGCAGAGGUAGUGGUGUAGACAGACAUGUCUGCAAACUACGAGCUUUGACGGAAACAAUGUCGUGAAGAUCAUGUUGUCCCUUGCUCUUUUACGUGCUGGUGCUGAUCCUGCUCCAGCUGCAGCUGAUAGGGCUGCUUAGGCUCGAUUGUGGAGUCCUCUGGACUGUGCCUUCGAUUUUUGGCCUCUUUAGUGGAGGCAUGAGAUCAUUUCUAUCCGGAUCUGUGUGUAAUCUACAUGAGACUGUAGAGGAGCAAUGUUUAGAGGAGCGGAGAAAGAUUUCUUCUUGACCAGGGUGGCGUUCGGAGAGAAUUACGUUUUUUGUAGCUGUCAUGGGGAUAGCUAAUGAUAGCGACCAGGGUGGAGUUCCGAUUUGUGCCUACGACCGGACUUGAACCGGAGGCCUUUCCCUUACCAAGGGAAUGCUCUACCACCUGAGCUACGUGGGCUCACGGGGAAAUUGGAGACGAUCGGACUUGAACGACAUGAUCGCUAAUGAGACUGUUUGGUUUGUGAGAGAAGGCAGAAUGAGGCGGUUCCGGAAGAACUUCAAGACGAGGAUACAUGCCAAUUCUCCUCUUGUGGUACUGGUUUGCGACGGUGGCAGUAGGGGCAAUGUUGAGCAUGGAAAGAUGUGAUUGAGGUAAGCAUUGCUGUUGCUGUUGGUAGGUAACGUUGCCCUUUGGAGAGAGCAUCGGAGAGGGUUGUGCUGGCCAGGAGAGAUUCCACUGGAUUUCAGUACAUUAUGAUUUACAUUUGCGGUGGCGGCGGUACUAUCGUGGGGAUGUGUCUGUAGGACUGUAGGUAGAGCCUCUCUGUACAUCUGGGGCAUAGAGAGCGGCGAUUAGUAGGAUGUGGCAACUGAAUCCAUGACAAUAUGAGGAUUGUAAGAGAUGGAUGGGGUUUGUGCUCCAUUCUGAAGCAGGAGGGAGAAUGGAGACGAUCCUAGUGGCACAGUAGCUGCUGACCCGUUUGAAUUGGAGCGUGCAACAGUCGCUGUCGGAAUAUAGGUUGUCGUUUGAGCACCCAAAUGACAUUCAGCAGGUUUUCCUUACUCUCUCUCUCUUAUCAGUCUCACCCUUCAGAUAGAUAUGUGAGCGGUGGCAAGGACCAGAUGAGCAGCGAUGGCUUGAACAUGGGAUUGGUAAUGAAAGUGGGGAAGAUGGAAAACCGUGGCAAUUAGACUUUGGAAUCCCUGUUUUGAUUCUAUUGAAUCUUGUUAUGAUUACUUUGAAGCUGGUAAUGGGUAUAUUGCAGGGCUGAGAGCCGCUGUAUUGCUUUUUACGUUUUUAUUGUGGAUGGAGUAGAUAGGAGUGCUAUGCACGUAGGAGGUAGUAGGGAUAUGAGAGUGGCUGCUGUCUAUGACAUUGCACGGGACAGCAAUCAUCCAUGCACAAAGCUAGUUUUACUUGCUUGAUCGGGGUGCUCAAUAGUCGCCUUACAGCUAGUAUGAUCGCUUCGGCAGUAUGAUGCCUCUCGUUUUGUAGGCAAGAUCGUAUGUGUGGCUUGGAAAGUUCUGCCCACUUCAUGUUCGGGCAUAGAUGGAGCUCUCUCUCUCUCUCUCUCUCUCUCUCUCUCUCUCUCUCUCUCUCUCUCUCUCUCUCUCUCUCUCCCCCCAACACACAGACACACGCAGAGGCAACAGCUCAAAUCUGCCUCAGGAACAGGAGUGCCUAGAGGCACUGGUGGCUCAGAAGGGAAAAGUGUCUCAGCUCAGCCCACCCUUUGCAUUUUGGCCCAUACUUGUUAAGAAUUUCCAGCUGUGACAUACGAAUGAAUUCGCCUGCGCUCGUGUGUGCGAGUGUGCGUGUCCGUGUCAGUGCAUUUCUGUGCAUGCAUGCACACGCAUGCUUGGUGUUUUCAACCGUAAUUCAUCGCUGCUCUGGUGCAUGUGCAGACUCUGAAAUUGUGUUUGUGUUUAUUUCUACCCUUCAGAGUGUUCUGACGGCAUCCUAUCUUGUUGUUUUGCGAGAGCCAGCAAGUAUUCUUCUAAGCGCAGUACUCGGGAUGGGGAGAGGCAUGCAUGGAGUAUGCAAGAAGUCAACCGCAGGUGAGUUUUAGGAGUUCUUGAUAUGAUGAAUGAAUUUGUGAAGAAUGUCCCCAAUGGCGGAGGACCUGGGGGUGGAGAUGAAAGAGAGGCAUGGAGGGUGGGAAGAGUCAAAUGCAAGCGACUUUUAGGAGUUUCUGAUGCGAAGAAAUGCGUCAGAUGCCUAGGAAUGCUGCCUUUGCUUGGUUGCAGUUGGAAUUGUGGUGAUAUGGCGAAGGUAAGCAGUUCAAAAUCUGACAAUCCCUUCUUCGUCGACAAUUAAUGUUUUGAUUCCGGAGAGUUUUGAAGUGAUGGAAAGGUCACAGGCUCUUUGUGCUAAGGAUGGAUGUACCAACCCUCAGGAUGGCUAAAGAUGUAAAUGCAAGUAGCGUUCUCUUGUUGAGAUGGCGUGUAUGUUGCAUUCACUGGGUGUUCAUCGAGGGAUGAUCGCAUUUGUACAAGUCAAGGAUCGCAUUUUUGGGUGGAGAUGCAUGGGUGUAGCAGUGGUUAUGUGAAGUUUGUCUUAAGAUAGUUGAAGAUUCGAUCUCCAGAUUUGUGGUGUAUGGCAUUCCCCGUUCAGCAAGUCAGUUGCCCUCACGGAAAAGCAUGGUUUGCUGUGACUUAUGGUGACGAUGAGACAUUAUAUGUUUCAAAGCUCCGGGUGUAUUUCAUCGUCAUGUUGGCUGCCCACUUCUGCCGAGGGGCCAAUGUUUGGCCUUGUGUAAUAUAUACAUGCUGUCAUAAUUGCGUUUCGACAUCAGGAAACGAGGUACGGACCGAUUGCGGAAACGCAGAGUUGACGAUGUACCUCGUUUCCUCGUUUCCGAAAUGGAGUUGACGAUGUACCUCGUUUCGGAGUUGCUGUCAUGAUGCCAUCGCCAGAGUUGAUGGGCAUGCCUCUUGAACGCGUUGUGGAAUCGUGCAAGUGGCGUCGUCUGUGGAAUUGUGCGAGUUACGGCCGUUGCCAGAGGAUUUUACCAACAAAUGUUAACGGAGAAG
Molecule: messenger RNA, 8516 nt
Organism: Chara braunii
Lineage: Eukaryota; Viridiplantae; Streptophyta; Charophyceae; Charales; Characeae
Source: the annotation of a GenBank genome assembly